UCAGAAACGACAGCGAAAGUCGUCCACAAAACUCCCAAAAGUGUUUCUGGUGCUGUUUCUGUGCGGUAGAUUCUCGGGAAGUGUUUUUGAAUUUUCUGUUCGUUUUUCCUAGUUUUUUGUACAUAAAACCAUCCCGAAGCAUUACAGUCAUAAGUCCGGAAUGAAUUUCAAAUAUGAAUGUGGAGAUUUCUCACAAUUCCAGGAACAACUAAAGAAAAUGCGUGAUCUGGAUGAUAAAAUCAUCUACGCGCUAAACACGUCGUUGCCCACGGAAUCCUUCAAGGGACAGGUCAACCCGGAAGCGAAAUGCCGGGAACUGCACAAACAGCUCGAGGCGGGCUACGGAGACCGGCAGGAAGCCAUCAAGAAGUGCAUCCUGGUGUGUGCCGAUUCCGUGAAACAGCUGAAGGAGAAGCGCGAGGAGAGCCGGGACGACGUGGUGCUGAAUAAGCAGUUUAAGACUGAACAGAGAAAGCUGCGAUUAUUGCAAGCCGAACUCAGCGUCGAAGAUAUCAUCCGAGAACGCACUCAAAAAACCUUCAGGGAACGAUGCCGGCUAUUCGUGAACUUCGAUACACUGUAAAACCAUUAAAAGUGCCGAACGCCUUGGGCUCAUUUCUGGUUGGGCAGCGAAUCGCACAAAGACAUUAAUUGGAAGCCACCCGCAAUAUUGUUGAGGAAGAGAUAUGUACUAAAGAGUGUAACAACGUACGCAUUUAAUCACUAUCAGGACGUCAGAUGGGAGAACGGUUUCGCUGCAGCAACGAGUCAGCGGAACACUGCAACACACAGUCUGUUUUUAGUUUUUUUUUUGUUAGGAAGAUGAGCGUAAAGUUUUUGAGGGAAGGAAUCAUCCGUUCAAGAGAAUAAAUUUUAUUACAUUUGUUAUAGCGUAUAGAAAGCAUACAAACCACUGAAAACCUCGUGAAUGGAAUAAGGAUCGAAAUUAAGUUCCAUUGUAGUAACUAAAUACAGAAAGAAAUUUAAA
Messenger RNA from Aedes aegypti (yellow fever mosquito), 988 nucleotides. It is a transcript of the gene Ccdc58, whose product is annotated as coiled-coil domain-containing protein 58. The transcript is spliced from 3 exons. Gene Ontology annotation, cellular component: mitochondrion; mitochondrial intermembrane space. The coding region runs from base 161 to 583 and encodes 140 amino acids. The record is from RefSeq and is a predicted model, not a curated record. NCBI's taxonomy places the organism in Eukaryota, Metazoa, Arthropoda, Insecta, Diptera, Culicidae.